AUGCCUGACGAUAAUAUUUUCAAAAGACAACGCAUUUCCAAAGCUUGUGAUUCUUGUCGUCGCAAGAAAGUAAAGUGCGAUGGUUUUCAACCCGUGUGCGGUAAUUGUUCCUCCUUCAAUCAGGAAUGUACUUAUAAUGAUACUACCAAGAAAAGAGGACCACCUAAAGGUUAUAUCGACGCCAUCGAAACUCGUCUUCAUAGAAUGGAAUUUUUGUUAGGUGGUUUAGUACAUAGUAGUGAUCCACGUGCCCAAGCCGUGCUGUCUGAGCUGAUGCAGGGUGACGCGAGUUCAACUCAAAAAUUGGAAAAACAUGAUUUUGUCACGCAUCGUAAUGGCACCGAUGAAAGUGUAGAGCAUGUUGGCGGUAGUGAGUCUUCAAAUAUAAUAAAUUCACCAGAUACACAUACCACAGGUGAUGGAAAAGAUAGUUUGUUAAUUGACGAUCUUAAAGAUGUCAUGGAAAUACUUAGUAUAGAUGAGAACAAUCAAGUUCGUUAUCACGGACGAAGCAGCGGUCUCUACUUAUUAAGAAAAAGCGAUCGCUAUAAGAAUGGUAUUCUAUCAAUUUCAAAUGCCAAUUGGCGUCAUCCGGGUGAAAUGAUUGCCUCUACACAAAAUUUUGAUUUGCUAAAACGAUCGGAAUUGAUGGAAUUGCCAUCUCAAGAGAUUUCCGAUCAUUUGUUGGAGAUCUAUUUCACUCACAUACAUCCUAUACUGCCGGUUCUUUAUAGACCGCGUUUUUUUGAUCAAUUGAAGGAUAAGGAACAUCUGCCGCAUCUAUUAUUGAACUCUAUCUACUCGUUUGCUGCGAGAUUUUCGAAUAAACCGGAGCUAAGGAAAUAUCCAGAUGAUCCUGAAUCAGCUGGGGACAUUUUCUUUGAUCGAGCAAAGGCAUUGCUUGACAACGACUACGAUAAUGCUCGGGUGACCACCAUUCAGGCGUUGGUGGUGUUGUCGAUGAGGGAGUAUGGUGCAGCCAGAGUCACUAGGGGGUGGUUGUAUGCUGGUAUGGCAUCACGGAUGGCGCAAGAUUUAGGUAUGCACCGUAAUAGCGAGAGGUGGCAUCUUAUAAAACAGACACAUGAAGAAAGAGAAGAGCAAAAGCGCGUAUUUUGGGCAUGUUUUGUCAUUGAUAGGAUUCCGAGUGCGCAUUUGGGACGUCCAUUGGCAAUUGAUGAGAAGGAUGUGGACGUCGAUCACGUAACUUCCUCACCUAUUUCAACGUCUAGUGGGUCCCCUGCGCCUACUAAUGCUUCACCACACGCGGUAUCGCAUUCAAUUUCACGGUUCAAUAGUCUAAUUAAACUCUGCGAGAUCACGGGCAAAAUUAUACAAAAUAUUUAUGCCAUCAGAAACAAUUUACCGACGACCGGAGAAACGGUACUUCCCAUUCUCAAUUCAUCACUUGAAGUAUGGUUUAAAUCGUUACCUCCGCAUCUGCAAUAUGAUCCAUCAUCAGAUCAAUCGUCUGAUACAACAACACUUUGUCUACACAUCAUUUAUUACUCAACUCUAAUAUUACUUCAUCGUCCUUAUACGGCAAGCAACAAUUCAUCGCAUAGCGUAUGUACCUCUGCGGCAAAUGCUAUUACGGAAAUUGCAGAUACGAUGCUAAGGCGGAACCAAUUGUCGCAUAGUAUGAAUCCAGUUGUUUACUGCGUAUUCACAGCCGCUGUAAUUCAUAUAUAUAAUGCCACACAAGCUGAUCGUUUGACUUCAGAGCCCGCAAAAAGAAAUCUUAAUAAAAGCCUUGAAGUGCUAGAAUUCCUGAAACGAAUCUGGCCAUCGGCCCUUAGAUACAGCGACAUGUUGGAAGGUUUGAUGAGUCUGAAAGAAGUACAAUUGGACGCCACAACACCUGGCAAUGGAUCAGGUCGAAAUUCGAGAAAGCGCGGAAAUUUCUCAAGCAAUAAAUAUUCGCAUGGAGGAAUUGAUCGACAUGGAAGACAGGAGCGAUAUAGAGCACAAUUUAGCCAAUCGGCCUCACCACCAAAUAAUAACAGCAAGGACAAUUCUUCACCGCAUAUGGUAAAUUCCUCUCUUGUGAACGCUUCACAAUCAUAUGCACCUAUCCAAACGAUAGUGAAUUUUACUGGUUCCAUGUCAUCACAACCAACUUCAACGUCACAGCAUCAGCAAUUCAACACCUUCAAUCAAUCACCACUGCAUCAUGGUCUAGCCGAGUCCGCACAAAUGUUUAAUAACACAUUUGGAUUCCGAAACGUAUCGUCCAUAUCUUCCGAUGCAGAUCCUCAGAAUCAAGCGGUGGGUGAUACCGAUCCUUAUGCAGCACCAGGAAUGGUAGGAUUAUGGAAUAUACCACAGAGUGCGAAUUUAGAUGAUUGGACAACAUACUUGCAACAGAAUGUCACAUUUUCCUCACCACCCCCCCUUCCUUCGCAACCGCCCAUCAUUCAGAUGCCGAGAGUGCCAUCGAUGCCGCUGCCGCAACACGAAAUGUUACUGCAUAAUGAUGGAAAUGACGUUAAUAUGUUCGCCGAUAAUCAUCCACUGGUGUCGAACGUCAUAGAUAGCAAUAACAAGGAAAACCGUGAGAGCCGAACCGAAACUGGAUCAAAUCUAGGAUAUAACGGAAGAAACUUGACCAAUAUAGGUAGUGGUGGGAAUGGCGGAAAAGAUAAAUCAACUGUGCCCCUAACAUAUUGCUAA
Messenger RNA from Acaulospora morrowiae, 2673 nucleotides. The record is from the annotation of a GenBank genome assembly. Lineage: Eukaryota; Fungi; Glomeromycota; Glomeromycetes; Diversisporales; Acaulosporaceae.